Messenger RNA from Eucalyptus grandis, 795 nucleotides. RefSeq lists its product as uncharacterized. Bases 1 to 687 code for a protein of 228 amino acids. Lineage: Eukaryota; Viridiplantae; Streptophyta; Magnoliopsida; Myrtales; Myrtaceae. The transcript is spliced from 3 exons. The record is from RefSeq and is a predicted model, not a curated record.
AUGAACGACUUGGACGGCCUGUUCGCCCCCGAUUUCGGCCUCAAAUCGCAGGUCAAAUCGGCCCCAAUGUCCGCCCCCAAGCCCUCCCCCAAUUCCCGAUCCUUUCCCGCCGACCCAGAUCCUGUUUCGAGCUCCCAGGGCGCCCAGAGAUCGGAGAACCUCGAGAAUUAUGGUGGGUUCGACCGUACGAAGGACCCAGAAAGCCGGAUUUCGUGCGAGCGGCGGUGGCCACUUCGACGAUCUUUAGCUGGAGUUGGGAAGAAGGACGACGGUCCUAGGAGUAGAGCUGCGAAGAACGGGGAUAAGGGUAUGCAGCAUUUCGAUGCUUUGUUACCUGGGUUUGGGAGGAAGUCUUCUCCGAUCGGAAGACCAAAUCCUGAGUCAAGUUGGUCAUCUAGGCCUAGGACUCACACUAGUAAAAUGACAGAAGACCCCUUUGUGGUAUUGGGAUCUACCUCACCCCAUGUUGCCUCAUCUUCUAAUAAGACAGGUAAUGCUGGAAGCACGGCAGCUGAUGGUUCAUCUGCUUCCGCCGGCGAAAUCCACAAUGGUUCGGAAAUGCUUAGUAGUAUUAGAAAAUCCGCACCAUCCUUUUCAUUCAAUAAGAAUGACCAGUCAAGGAGGGAAAUGAAUGUGAGAAUGGCAGCAAAUUUCAACAUACAUCUUUUGACAUGGCUUCAGGCUUGAACCGCUCCCAUAAAUCUACUGGCCAGACUGCUUCUUCACCAAUAAAUGGGAAGGGUAGUAUUCAUGACACAAAGACCCAGGGCGACAGCUCCCCUUGGUCUGAACAGA